This is a messenger RNA of Xyrauchen texanus (razorback sucker), 2857 nucleotides long. RefSeq names its product gastrula zinc finger protein XlCGF8.2DB-like. NCBI's taxonomy places the organism in Eukaryota, Metazoa, Chordata, Actinopteri, Cypriniformes, Catostomidae. The transcript is spliced from 4 exons. The record is from RefSeq and is a predicted model, not a curated record. Gene Ontology annotation, biological process: regulation of transcription by RNA polymerase II. Bases 324 to 1235 code for a protein of 303 amino acids. Gene Ontology annotation, molecular function: RNA polymerase II cis-regulatory region sequence-specific DNA binding; DNA-binding transcription factor activity.
GUGUGUCGGUUUAGCAGAGAUCUGGUGACAUACAGUUACAUGAACACAUUUUAUCUUUAUAUUUUAUGUUUGUGGCGUAUCAGACUGCUGGAGGUUCAUGUGAGGAUAUUUCUGGACCCCUUGGCACUUCCUGGCAGCCCCCUAGGGAUCUAUGACACCUAUAAAAGGUCUGGUCAUCACUACCACACAGUUAUUGUGAAUCCACUCCCAAAUCAAUUCAACAAUAAAUGCUCUGAAUAUUCCUGUCAUCUAUGAAGAAGAGUUUCCAGAAGAGCAGGACAAACUUCAAGUGUGUCAACAAUUUCUGACGUACUACUGCAAAGAUGGAUUUUAUUAAAGAGGAGAGAGAGGACAUGGGUUAUCCAGAACCACACAGAGUGAAAGAUGAAGAAACUGAGGAACAAAUAGGCCUGAUGGAAGUGAAGGUGGAAAGUCAAGAACUGAAUGAAUUGGAGGAGAAACAUUGGUAUCAGGAACCUCAAACAUCCAUAACAUUUUGUUGCUCACAGACUGAAAAUAAUUCCUCACAACAAACAACUCGAAGGACAGGAGCCACAAAUUCUCUCACAUGUCCUCAGUGUGGAAAGAGUUUUGGACAAAAAGGACACCUUACCAGUCAUGUGAGAAUUCACACUGGAGAGAAACCUUUCACAUGUCCUCAGUGUGAAAAGAGUUUCUCACAGAAAGAAAACCUUAAAAGGCACAUAAGAGUUCACACCAGAGAGAAUCCUUUCACAUGUCCUCAGUGUGAAAAGAGUUUCUCACAGAAAGAAAACCUUAAAAGGCACAUAAGAGUUCACUCUGAAGAGAAUACUUUCACAUGUCCUCAGUGUGGAAAGAGUUUCAGACAAAUAAAAAGCCUUAAUGCCCACAUGAGUGUUCACACUGGAGAGAGGCCUUUCACAUGCCAUCACUGUGGAGAGACAUUCAAAUAUUUAAAUAAUCUUCAAUGUCAUCUUUCCUUUCUGCACACUGGAGAAAAGUCAUUUAACUGUGAUCAGUGCGCUGAAAGUUUUAUCUUGGAAUCAGACUUGAGCAUUCAUAAGGACCCCCAUUUGUGCUCUUAUUGUGGAGAGAAUUUUUCAUGCACAUACCGUUUUAACGUGCACCAGAAAAUUCAUACUAGUGGGAAAACUCAUGUGUGCCUUGAGUGUGGUGAUUCCUUUGCAGGAGCCGGCAACUUGAAGUUGCACCAGAGAGUCCAUAUUAAAGAAAAAUUUAACAACUGUUCAUAAUAUUUUAUAGAGUUACACUCAGUCAGGAGUAUUCUCUCCAGCCUUCAGUAGAGUUUCACCACAUCAAGUACCCAAUCAACUCAACUACCCAAUCAAAUCAACUACCAAGCAUGGUAGAAAAAUGUCAUAGUAAUCUGUUUUUCAGGUUCAUUUUCAGGUCCAAUGCUUUAAACUGUGUGAAUUUCAGGUAAACCCAAAGAUAAAUAAAGUUUUUAAGUUUUUAAGAAUGCAUAUUUUUUAUGAUGGGUAGUAGUAGUAACUAUGGUAGCUCAAAGAGGCCUUGCGUUAUUUGUAUUUUUCUGUCUCGUGAUCUCGACAUAACUGAGGUUGUUUUCUCGUGAUCAUGACUUAAUUUUUUUUCGAGAUCUCGACGUCUCUCUGUCAUUGACAACAUCCAGAUUAGUGUCAGACACCUUAGAAGAAGACUAUCACGUCUACAACUUUGUCGUAGAAAAUACAGUGACCCUGAGUGUAACCCUGAACUUUUGGUCAAUUUCAUUGCCAGCCAACUUGAGGGACCGGGACAUCUGCAUGACUGCGGUGAAGCCAGCCGCGAUUUAGAUCCAAGUGCGCGCAUAUUGCAGUUAUAAAUGUACUUUGCGGAAAGCACAGAAAGACGAGCUCCUUGACUCCUGUUGAGUGCAGAAGAAAGCGAGUCUUACUCUAUUGAUGAAAAAGCGUUUAUUAAGUGUUUGUGACGUGCUGCCUGGUGUUUAUUAAUAUGUUUGAUUUAGCCUAUGUGAAAGGUGACUGGUUAGAAUACUCUUGGAUAGGGCAGGUGAAUAUUUUAUAACCAAAGUGUAAUGAAUUAACAUAACUUUACAUUUACAUAUAAUAAAUUGUACUUUUCUGCCAAUGAUCUCUCAUUGUCCUUUAUACCUUGUAAUAAACUUUUAAUUGUAAAUCCUGUAGGUCAAUUAAAAACUGUAUAGAAAAUUAAAGGCAAAAACAACUUUUUGUUAUGUCGAGAUCAAGAGAAAACGAGACAGAAAAAUAAUAAUAACGUAAGGCCUCUUUGAGCUUCCGUAAGUAACAGAAAUAUACAUAUAGAAAUGUCUAUUAUUGUAAUGUCUCCUUUCAUUUGAACUUUUGUUACAUUUUGUUCACUUUUAAAAGGUGCUGAUGCAUUGAGAAUUUGAGAAUGGAACAAACUUUCUUGAAUUGAAAUCAAGAUUAUAGAGGCUUAACCAAUUACUAUGUGGAUGACAUUUUUUUCAAGGAAAUACAUUUUGGUUAUUCCAGUAUUCCAAUUACAUUUAUGCUUUGUAAAAACAAGUUUUACUUGGGCAUGUAUUUUAUUAUAUCUAAGAUUGUAUCACAGAAAACCUGGAAUUAUCAGGGAAUUUCAAAAUUUUGAUUUCCAUGACUAGUCUGGAACAGUCAUGGAAGUGCAAUAAAUUGUUAAAAGUCAUGAAAAUGUUCAUAAUGAAUGUAAAAUGCUGUGCACAGGCGCUAUGAGGGUGCAUCAUUCUUACUGGGUUCAGAUGCUUCAAAGUGAAAUUCAAGGACUUUCACGCUAUUUUUAAGCACAUUUCUAUUUGUUUUUUCAAGGACUAUGCCAAAGUUUUUAUUUGUUCACUUUAGAUAAAAUAAAAAUGAUUCAUUCAAUUUAUUUAUUUUAA